ACGCCCGGCGCCGCCGCCGCCGCCCGCCGCCGAGCCCCGCGGGCAGCCCGGCCGCCUGCGCCGCCCGCCGAGCUGCGGGUGCCCGGGCGGGGGACCAUGCCGUGCCGGAGGGAGGAAGACGAGGACGCCGGCGACGAGGCGGAGGGGGAGGAGGAGGACGACGACAGCUUCCUCCUGCUGGAGCAGUCGGUGACGCUGGGCGGCUCGGGCGACGUGGACCGGCUGGUGGCCCGGAUCGGCGAGACGCUGCAGCUGGACGCGGCGCACGACGGCCCGGCGUCCCCCCGCGCGCCCCCGGGGCCUCCGCUGCAGCCCCCGCGGCCCCCGGCGGCGGCGGCGGCGGCGGCGGCGGUGCGGGUGGACAAGGCCCGGCCGGCGGCGCUGCCGUUGCUGCUGCCGCCGCCCGCGCCGGCCGAGGCGGGGGGCCCGGCGGCCGCGGGGGCCUUGCGCUGCGCCCUCGGGGAUCGCGGCCGCGUGCGUGGCCGGGCUGCGCCCUACUUUGUGGCCGAGCUGCCCGCGGGCCCCGGCGCGCUGUCCACCUUGCCCCCGCAGCCCUUUCUGGAAGGGCCUCCGGGAGCCGACAAGUUGGGCGCCCUGCAGCCGCUGUCUGGCCCGUGCCGGCGAGGUUGGCUGCGGGGAGCCGCCGCCGCCUCCCGCCGCCUGCAGCAACGACGCGGACCCCAACCUUCCGAAGCCCGGACCGGCGAGGACGACCCGCACCGGCUCCUGCAGCAGCUCGUGCUCUCGGGGAACCUCAUCAAGGAGGCCGUGCGGAGACUGCACUCGCGACGGCUGCGCUUCCACGCCAAGCUCCCGCAACGCCCGCUGCCCGGGCAGCAGUCGGCGGCGGCGGCGCACGAGCCCGGCGCCGAGCCCCGCAGCCCGCGCGCAGCGUGCGCUAACCCGGGCGCGCCGGGCCGCAGGGCGCAGCUCAAGACUGGCGACGGCGUGCUGGUCCCCGGCAGCUGACACCCCUGGAGGGACCACAGCGGUCCCGCUGCGACCCGCGAACUCGCUUUCGGAA
Messenger RNA from Sorex fumeus (smoky shrew), 1024 nucleotides. RefSeq names its product FRAT regulator of WNT signaling pathway 1 (gene FRAT1). Bases 97 to 969 code for a protein of 290 amino acids. The record is from RefSeq and is a predicted model, not a curated record. Gene Ontology annotation, cellular component: cytoplasm. NCBI's taxonomy places the organism in Eukaryota, Metazoa, Chordata, Mammalia, Eulipotyphla, Soricidae. The transcript has a single exon. Gene Ontology annotation, biological process: positive regulation of canonical Wnt signaling pathway.